Humulus lupulus (European hop) is the source of this 606-nucleotide messenger RNA. RefSeq lists its product as uncharacterized. Lineage: Eukaryota; Viridiplantae; Streptophyta; Magnoliopsida; Rosales; Cannabaceae. Bases 1 to 606 code for a protein of 201 amino acids. The transcript has a single exon. The record is from RefSeq and is a predicted model, not a curated record.
AUGGCUUGGGUAGAAUAUUGGUAUAACACCUCUACCCAUUCAGCCACAAAGUGUACCCUGUUUCGAGCACUCUAUGGCGGAGAUCUGCCUCCUUUAAUCAGAUUUCCAGUGCGUACCUCACUUGUUUCAGCAGUAGACACCUUAUUGGAAGAUCGAGAUGCCAUCCUUGAUGAUAUUCGCAUGCACCUUCUUCGAGCACAACAACGAAUGAAACAACAAUAUGAUCAACAUCGACACCAUGAGGAGUUCAAAGUAGGAGACUUGGUCUAUCUCAAGCUGAGACCUUACAGAGAGCAGUCCUUGGAAAAAAGAUGCGAUGAGAGGCUAGCUGCCAAUUUUUAUGGUCAUUUUAAAGUAAUAGCGAGAGUUGGGGCAAUAGCCUAUAGGCUUGGCCUUCCAGCCACCUCCACCAUUCACCCCGUUUUUCACAUCUCCCAGCUCAAAAAGGCUCACGACUCUGCACUGUCUUCAGCCACCUUGACUCCUUUGUCCCCUAAUUUAGAGUUACAAGUAGAACCUGAAGCGUGCUACAAGUCAGGCAACAAACCAACCAAGGCUUGGGUAACUUUGAAGUUCUCAUCAAAUGGAAGUCCUUCUGGAAUUUGA